This is a messenger RNA of Blepharisma stoltei, 1202 nucleotides long. Lineage: Eukaryota; Ciliophora; Heterotrichea; Heterotrichida; Blepharismidae. The record is from the annotation of a GenBank genome assembly.
AUGGUUUCUACUUAUACAACAUCAGACUCUUGCUCUGAGAUCGGAUUUUCCAGAUUCCCUUACGUCUCAAUCAAGAUCUGUGAAGCCAGAAAUUUGCAGGCUUAUAGUGAAUACAGUCAAGAGCUAAAACCAUAUAUAAAAAUUUCGAAGGGCUCUCACAAAAGCCAAACAAAAUCUGCAACAACCUCUGAUGAUGUAAUAUGGAACGAGAAUUUUGAAGUUUCAGGCGACGGUUUUGAUUCUUUGAUAAUUUGUCUGAUGGAUCAUGAUGAAUUUGACGGGGAUAUCGUUUUGGCUGGGUUGUCAUUUCCUAUGGAGUUAUUAAAACAAUGGAGAGAAGAAAAAGUUUUGUGAGUCAGACUUAUUGAUCCAAAAACUGUGCAGGAUUUGGCUGAAGAAGAUAAUAUUCUUACGUUUACAGAAGAUAUGGAAAUUUAUAACCCGGCGGAUACCCAAUGUCCUAUAUUAAAAUUAGAAAUUUCAUAUUUUGGGAUUGAAAGCUUGAGGGAAAUUUCUUCGAAAAUUGUGAAUAGUGAGAUUAUAGAGAGGGAUGGAAAAACAUAUACAGAAUAUGAAAUGGUUUUGACAAGAAAAGAUGGAUUUAACUGGAAAGUCAAUUUCAGAUAUUCGCAGCUUAUUCCCCCUUCUCCGUGAGCAACAAGACCAUUGGAAAAAUCCCUUUUUUGACCAAAAAACCCACGUCCGUGAGCGGACAAAAAUUAUUUUAAUUGAAAAAUUUUUUAUGGAAAAAAAAAAUUAUAUAUAAAUGAUAAUUAUUAUAAUGAAAUUUCUAGCUAAUUCCGUUUUAUUUUAAACAACUUGCAUUCUAAAACAACAUAAAUUUCGCAAAUUAAAUUAAUUUUUGCUUCUCAAAUUUAACAUAUUGGAAUUUUUUUAAAUUUUGAAGAAAAAAAAUUAACCUCCUCCGUAAACGAACAAAAAAUCUUUGUUUGCUCACGGAGGGGGGAGUUAGGAAAGUAAGGAAAAAUAUGAUCAAACGAUUCCCUGAGCUGAAAGAACUGAAGUUUCCAGGGAAAACGGCACUUUCUUUUCUUCAUUUGAAACGAAGCAAUAAGUUUAGUGAAGAAAGAAUUGAACAGAGAAAGCAAGUUAUGGAAAAAUUUUUGAACUAUACGCUUAAAUGUCAAUAUCAGCAGAAAUGUAGCGAUUUUUACCAAUUUUUGCAAGUUCCCUAUAAUUAA